Ascochyta rabiei is the source of this 948-nucleotide messenger RNA. RefSeq lists its product as uncharacterized. Lineage: Eukaryota; Fungi; Ascomycota; Dothideomycetes; Pleosporales; Didymellaceae. The record is from RefSeq and is a predicted model, not a curated record. Gene Ontology annotation, cellular component: endoplasmic reticulum membrane. The transcript is spliced from 2 exons. Gene Ontology annotation, biological process: regulation of store-operated calcium entry. The coding region runs from base 1 to 948 and encodes 315 amino acids.
AUGCAUCUCCUCAACUUACUCUAUGCUGCGCUGUUGAGUGCGUGUGGCGCGCAAGCCCUGCGCUCAGACAAGGUCAAGCUCUCCAACAUCCAGAGUCUUACAUUGCGGAAAGGACUGGACACUUCGCAUCGCCGUGUUAAUGCCAUGCCUCAGCUCUCAUGCAUUGGCGGCAACGCCAAAGGUCUCUACGAAGUCGAUGUAAUGCGUUGCAAGAACUCCGGCUCCGACUACGACUCUGAGAACAUCCAAUGGACAUGUACCGCCUCGCUCCCGGAUGAGUUUAAGCUCGGCUCCACCGACGUGAUAUGCGAAGGCUACGACUAUCCAGAAGACCCAUAUAUCUUGAAAGGAAGCUGUGGCGUUGAGUACAGACUGGUUCUGACAGACAAGGGUCAUGAGAAGUACGGGAGGGGAAAUGGAGGCCACUGGUGGGGUGGUGAUGACGAGGGGAGUGGCAGGGAAGGUCCGAAGACACUAGGCGAGCAAGUCGCAGCGGCAUUGUUCUGGAUGGUGUUCAUUGGAGUUGCAGGCUGGAUACUCUACAACAUCGUUCGGCAGUGGGGCCAAGGGCCUGCGGGUGCCGGAGGUGCUGGUGGCGACCGACCUGGCUGGGGCGGUGGAGGCGGAGGAUGGGGUGGAAAUCAUGAUACCGAUGACCCACCACCACCUUACGACUAUCAGGGACGUCCAGGGAAAAGCACGUACGGUACCAAUCAACCUCAGGGAUGGAGACCCGGAAUGUGGUCUGGCGCGCUAGGUGGUGCUGCAGCCGGGUAUGCUGCAGGGCGUAUGGCGAACAGAGGCAACCAGACCAAUAACGGAUGGGGCAGCAACAGUGGUGGGUGGAACAAUGGCGAAGGCAGCUCUAGGUCCUCGUCGGGAUCCGGAUCUAGUUUCUCGAAUACGAGGCACGAGAGUACCGGUUUCGGGUCGACCUCGAGGAGGUAG